Messenger RNA from Tinamus guttatus (white-throated tinamou), 3843 nucleotides. Lineage: Eukaryota; Metazoa; Chordata; Aves; Tinamiformes; Tinamidae. The record is from RefSeq and is a predicted model, not a curated record.
AUGCACACGCGUGUGCAUGAGCGUGCAGAGGACACGCGGGGUGCCCGGCUACGUGCCCGGGGACCCGGCUCUGCGUGCAGGUUUCGUGCUGACAACCUGAACAAGCUGAAGAACCUCUGCAGCAAAACCAUUGGAGACAAAAUGAAGAAAAAAGAGCCAGUGGGAACCGAUGAGUCUGUACCGGAGAGCGCGCAGAACCUGGACGAGCUCACGGCCGACGUCCUAGGGGCUCUCCAGGUGUCCCAGAUCAAGAAGGUCCGUGUCCUCAUCGACGAGGCCAUCCUCAAGUGCGACGCGGAGCGCGUGCAGCUGGAGGCCGAGCGCUUCGAGAGCCUCCGCGAGAUCGGGAACCUCCUGCACCCCUCGGUGCCCAUCAGCAAUGACGAGGACGCAGACAACAAGGUAGAGCGAAUCUGGGGGGACUGCACGUGCAGGAAGAAGUAUUCCCACGUGGACCUGGUGGUGAUGGUGGAUGGGUACGAGGGAGAGAAGGGAGCCAUCGUCGCUGGCAGCCGGGGCUACUUCCUUAAGGGUCCCCUGGUGUUCCUGGAGCAGGCCCUGAUCCAGUACGCACUGCAGAGCCUCCGCGCCAAGGGCUACACCCCCGUCUACACCCCCUUCUUCAUGCGCAAGGAGGUGAUGCAGGAGGUGGCCCAGCUGAGCCAGUUUGACGAGGAGCUGUACAAGGUGAUCGGCAAGGGCAGCGAGAAGGCCGACGACAGCUCCAUCGACGAGAAGUACCUCAUCGCGACGUCGGAGCAGCCCAUCGCGGCGCUGCACCGGGACGAGUGGCUCAAGCCCGAGGACCUGCCCCUCAAGUACGCGGGGCUCUCGACCUGCUUCCGCCAGGAGGUCGGCUCGCACGGCCGCGACACCCGCGGCAUCUUCCGCGUGCACCAGUUCGAAAAGAUCGAGCAGUUCGUCUACGCCUCGCCGCACGACAACAAGUCCUGGGAGAUGUUUGACGAGAUGAUCGCCACGGCGGAGGAGUUCUACCAGGCGCUGGGCAUCCCCUACCACAUCGUCAACAUCGUCUCGGGCUCCCUCAACCACGCGGCCAGCAAGAAGCUCGACCUCGAGGCCUGGUUCCCCGGCUCGGGCGCUUUCCGUGAGCUCGUGUCCUGCUCCAACUGCACAGACUACCAGGCCCGCCGGCUGCGCAUCCGCUACGGACAGACCAAGAAGAUGAUGGACAAGGUGGAGUUCGUGCACAUGCUCAACGCCACCAUGUGCGCCACAACCCGGACCAUCUGCGCCAUCCUGGAGAACUACCAGACGGAGGAGGGAAUCCGCAUCCCGGAGAAGCUCCGAGACUUCAUGCCCCCAGAUCUCCGCGAGCUGAUCCGCUUUGUGAAGCCAGCCCCCAUCGAGCAGGAGCUCUCCAAGAAGCAGAAAAAGCAGCAGGAGGGUGGCAAGAAGAAGGCGCCGGGAGGAGAGCGGGUGCUCGAGGAGCAGAUGAAGAACAUGGGCGCCGAGUACCGGGAGAGCGUGCGGGAGAACCUGGAGGUGGGCUACGAGGUGCUCACGGUGCGGGCCACCGACGGCGACGCUGGGGCCAACGCCAACAUCCUCUACCGCCUCCUCAAUGGCGGUGGCCCCAACGAGGUCUUCGAGAUUGACCCGCGCUCUGGCGUCAUCCGCACGCGGGGCGCCGUGGACCGCGAGGCCGUGGAGGCCUAUGAGCUGCUGGUGGAGGCUGCCGACCAGGGGCAAGAGCCGGGGCCUCGCAGCGCCACGGCCACGGUGCGCAUCACCGUGGAGGACGACAACGACAACGCGCCGCAGUUCAGCAGCAAGCGCUAUGUGGCCCAGGUGCCCGAGGACGUGGCGCCCAACUCGGCCGUGCUGCGGGUGACGGCCACUGACCGCGACAAGGGCAGCAAUGCCCUGGUGCACUACAGCAUCGUCAGCGGCAACACGCGCGGCCACUUCUACAUCGACGCGCAGACGGGCGCCCUCGAUGUCGUCAGCCCCCUGGACUAUGAGGCCAGCAAGGAGUACACGCUGCGCAUCCGGGCGCAGGACGGUGGCCGCCCGCCCCUCUCCAACAUCAGCGGGCUAGUGACGGUGCAGGUGCUGGACGUCAAUGACAACGCGCCCAUCUUCGUCAGCACGCCCUUCCAGGCCACCGUGCUGGAGAACGUGCCCUUGGGCUACUCCGUCAUCCACAUCCAAGCCAUCGAUGCCGACUCGGGCGAUAAUGCCCGCCUGAGCUACAGCCUCCUGGAGACCAGGGCUGGCUUCCCCUUCGCCAUCAACAACAGCACCGGCUGGAUCGUGGUGGCCUCUGAGCUGGACCGGGAGGCAGUGGAUUUCUACAGCUUUGGUGUGGAGGCGCAGGACCAGGGUAGCCCUCCCAUGGCGUCCUCGGCCAGCGUCAGCAUCACCAUCCUCGACGUCAACGAUAACAGCCCUGAGUUCACGCAGCGGGAGUACGGCGCCCGCCUCAACGAGGACGCGGCCGUGGGCACCAGCGUGCUCACCGUCUCCGCCAUCGACCGCGAUGCCAACAGCGUCAUUACCUACCAGAUCUCCAGCGGCAACACCCGCAACCGCUUCUCCAUCACCAGCCAGAGCGGCGGAGGCCUCAUCUCGCUCGCCCUGCCCCUGGACUACAAGCUGGAGCGCCAAUACCUGCUCAGCAUCCCCGCCUCCGACGGCCCCCGCCAGGACACGGCCCAGGUCAUCGUCAACGUCACGGACGCCAACACGCACCGGCCCGUCUUCCAGAGCUCCCACUAUACCGUCAAUAUCAAUGAGGACCGGCCUGUGGGCACCACAGUGGUGGUCAUCAGCGCCACGGAUGAGGACACGGGCGAGAACGCCCGCAUCACCUACCUGAUGGAGGACAGCAUCCCCCAGUUCCGGAUCGACCCGGACACCGGGGCUGUCACCACCCAGAUGGAGCUGGACUAUGAGGACCAGGUGUCCUACACGCUGGCCAUCACGGCGCGGGACAACGGCAUCCCGCAGAAGUCUGACACCACCUACCUGGAGAUCCUGGUGAGCGACGUCAACGACAACGCCCCACAGUUCCUCCGUGACGGCUACCAGGGCUCCGUGUACGAGGACGUCCCGGCCUUCACCAGCGUCCUACAGGUCUCCGCCACCGACCGCGACUCGGGGCUCAAUGGCAGGGUCUUCUACACCUUCCAGGGAGGUGAUGACGGUGAGGGCGACUUCAUCAUCGAGUCCACCUCAGGCAUUGUCCGUACGCUGCGGCGCCUGGACCGGGAGAACGUCCCGCUCUAUGCCCUGCGGGCCUACGCCAUGGACAAGGGCAUCCCGGCCAAGCGGACGCCGGUGGAGAUCCAGGUUACGGUGCUGGACGUCAAUGACAACCCGCCCGUCUUUGAGCGGGACGAGUUUGACAUCUUUGUGGAGGAGAACAGCCCCAUCGGGCUAGUGGUGGGCCGCAUCGUGGCCAGCGACCCUGACGAGGGCCCCAACGCCCAGAUCAUGUACCAGAUCGUGGAGGGCAACAUCCCUGAGGUCUUCCAGCUGGACAUCUUCUCUGGGGAGCUCACGGCGCUGGCUGACCUGGACUACGAGACCAAGGCGGAGUACGUGAUGGUGGUGCAGGCCACGUCGGCGCCGCUCGUGAGCCGCGCCACGGUGCACGUCCGCCUGCGGGACACCAACGACAACAGCCCCCAGCUGCGCAACUUCGAGAUCCUCUUCAACAACUACAUCACCAACGGUGUCCACACCGCGACGGCGCAGUGCACGCUGCGGGUGACGGUCAUCACGGACGAGAUGCUGAGCAACAGCAUCACGCUGCGCCUGGCCGACAUGUCCCAGGAGCGCUUCCUCUCGCCGCUGCUCAGCCUCUUCCUCGAGGGG